Molecule: messenger RNA, 2429 nt
Organism: Malurus melanocephalus (red-backed fairy wren)
Lineage: Eukaryota; Metazoa; Chordata; Aves; Passeriformes; Maluridae
Gene: KCNV1
Product: potassium voltage-gated channel modifier subfamily V member 1
Exons: 3
Coding region: 395-1915 (506 amino acids)
Biological process (GO): protein homooligomerization; potassium ion transmembrane transport
Cellular component (GO): voltage-gated potassium channel complex; membrane
Molecular function (GO): voltage-gated potassium channel activity; protein binding
Source: RefSeq, a predicted model, not a curated record
GCUGUCGGGGCGCUGCCCGGGGUCGCCGCUGGAGCCGGUGCUCGUGUUGUGUGGUCCCGGUGGGUUUCCCCCGCCCCGACCCGGCGGCCGGAGAUGGGCGCUGAAGCGGAGGGGCCGUCGCGGGCGGAUGGUGGCGGCGCGGACAGCACGAGGUGACACCGCCUCAGGUACCGCGGCUCCUUCAGCAUCCUCGCGGGUGCGGGCGGCGCUGCGCUGUGCGACACCGCCUGACCCCCGCCCCGCCGGAGGCACCGCUCGGAGGCGGCGGGGACCGUGCGGUGUCCCUGGGACGGUAUCCAGAGGCACCAUUGCCAGCCUGGCCCGGCCGSUCCUCUCUGCAGCCGUGUUGUGGUUUUGAUCCAGGAGAGUGUGGGCUGCUGCUGGCAGCUACAGGAUGAAGUCGCCUCCCUGCUGCAUGUCUCUUUCUUCCCAAGCAUCCUUGGAGGAGCCGGGGAGUASCACUUCCCUGGGUUCUCUGGACUCCAGUGUUUUCUCCAGUGAGGAAGAGCAGGGACCCCUGCUCCAGAAGGUCAUUCCCUCCCUGGACUGCUUUACUAUCAAUGUAGGAGGCAGCCGCUUUGUGAUGUCCCAGCAAACUUUGUCUUGCUACCCCGACACCCGUCUUGGCAAACUGGCAGUAGUGGUCUCUGCUGCCCGGGAUGUGGCUUCCGGCCUCCUUGAGCUUUGUGAUGAUGCCAACCUUGUGGAGAAUGAGUAUUUCUUUGAUCGGAGCUCACAGGCAUUUCACUACAUCCUGAACUACUACCAGACAGGGAGGCUGCAUGUGAUGGAGCAGCUUUGUGCACUUUCUUUCCUGCAAGAGAUCCAGUACUGGGGUUUGGAUGAGCUCAGCAUUGAUUCCUGCUGCAGAGACCGGUACUUCAGGAGGAAGGAGCUGAGUGAAGCCUUAGACAUCAAGAAAGAUGCAGAAGAACUGGAUGCUCAAGAUGAAGAAGAGGAUUUUUCUGGUAGCCUCUGUCCCAAUGUCAGACAGAAACUUUGGGAAGUUUUGGAAAAGCCUGGCUCCUCUGCAGCGGCCAGGACUUUCGGCACUUUGUCCAUGGUUUUUGUUGUUGUGUCCAUCGCCAACAUGGCUCUGAUUUCGGUAGAGCUGAGCUGGCUGGCCCCACCCCUGCUGGAUGCCCUAGAGUACCUGUGCAUUGCGUGGUUCACAGCCGAGUUUGUUCUGAGGCUCCUGUGUGCGCGAGAUCGGUGUCGCUUCCUGAGGAGUGUGGCAAACAUCAUCGACCUCCUUGCUAUUUUGCCUUUCUACAUCACCCUGCUGGUGGAGAGCCUGUGUGAUGGUGAAAGCUCCCAGGAACUGGAGAAUGUGGGACGUAUWGUCCAGGUGCUGAGACUGCUCAGAGCCCUGCGGAUGUUGAAGCUGGGAAGACAUUCAACAGGCUUGCGUUCUCUUGGGAUGACUAUUGCUCAGUGCUAUGAGGAGGUUGGCCUUCUGCUUCUUUUCCUCUCUGUAGGGAUCUCCAUAUUUUCCACUGUGGAGUACUUUGUUGAGCAAGGUGUGCCAGGCACAACUUUCACAAGCGUACCUGGUGCUUGGUGGUGGGCAACAACUUCCAUGACAACAGUUGGUUACGGUGACAUUAGACCAGACACUACCAUCGGUAAGGUAGUAGCCUUUAUGUGCAUACUGUCAGGAAUACUGGUUUUGGCUCUGCCCAUAGCUAUAAUAAAUGACCGUUUUUCUGCCUGUUAUUUUACACUGAAGAUAAAAGAAGCCGCUCUUCGGCAGCGUGAAGCUUUAAAGAAACUCAUGAAGAACUCAUCCAGCGAUUCAAAUAUCAACGUUAAUUUGCGAGACAUAUACGCACGCAGCGUCAUGGACAUGUUGCGGUUAAAAAGCAGAGAGAGAGCAAGUACAAGGAGCAGUGGUGCAGAUGAUUUUUGGUUUUGACUUUGAAGUUAUUCAACUUCGUAUAGCACAUAGACUACUUCAGAAAUGUAAUAUCAAGCAUCUGUUUUUUUAUUAUUUGCUACACCGUAUAUUUGCUUUUCCAGGUGGAGUUUUACUUUUUUGGGUGGACUGAAAUAAUUAUUGUAUACAAAAGGCAGAACUCAUAACAGAGAAUCUGUCGAGGAGCUCUAAACCCUUCUUUCRGAACUGGAUUGUGGUGGGUGAAAUGGGAAAUAACGGAUCCAGGACAGCAAAACAAUGAUGCAAGCAUUUGUCUAAUCUAAAUUCCUACUAAUGUAUAAGAAUAAAGUCUUGGUGAAAAUUGCCACGAUGUUUUGAAUUUUAACCAUCUAGGUUUUGUAUUUGCAYUUGGAGAACAAAAGUCAAAGUCACGAGGGAAAAGUGAAAAGGUAAGUCUAAGAAAAUGAAAUAUUGAAUAAAUUUAAUAUGGCAUUGCUAUAACAAGCUUAAUCUUGAUUCUCAUUCUUAUCCCCUUCUUCUAAUACAUUUUCAU